Molecule: messenger RNA, 4903 nt
Organism: Cuculus canorus (common cuckoo)
Lineage: Eukaryota; Metazoa; Chordata; Aves; Cuculiformes; Cuculidae
Gene: SLIT1
Product: slit guidance ligand 1
Exons: 37
Coding region: 125-4750 (1541 amino acids)
Biological process (GO): negative chemotaxis; axon guidance
Molecular function (GO): calcium ion binding; Roundabout binding; heparin binding
Source: RefSeq, a predicted model, not a curated record
GCGGGGGCUGCGCCGGGGCUGCGGGAUAGGGCGGCAGUGAGGGUUCUCGCCCCGCACCGUGCCGCGCCGAGCCCAGCCGCGCUCCCCGGUGAUGCGCAGCGGCCCCGCCGCCUGACCCGCUGCCAUGGCCCCCGGCGGGGCGGCGGCGGGGGUCCCGGCGGGGCUGCGAGCCGCUGCCUGGCUACUGGCGUGCGCCGCGCUGUGCCGGGGCCGCGCCGCCGCCUGCCCGCCGCUCUGCGCCUGCAGCGGCACCACGGUGGAUUGCCACGGCAUGGCCCUGCGCGCCGUGCCCCGCAGCCUGCCCCGCGCCGCGGAGCGACUGGAGCUCAACGGCAACAACAUCACACGGAUCAACAAGAAUGACUUUGCUGGAUUGAAGCAGCUCCGUGUCCUGCAGCUGAUGGAAAACCAGAUCAGCGUGGUGGAGCGUGGGGCAUUUGAUGAUAUGAAGGAGCUGGAGCGGCUACGGCUGAACCGCAACCAGCUGCACACCCUGCCCGAGCUUCUCUUCCAGAACAACCAGGCACUGUUGCGGCUGGACCUGAGUGAGAAUUUCAUCCAGGCAAUCCCCAGGAAAGCUUUCCGUGGGGCCACCGACCUCAAGAACCUGCAACUGGACAAGAACCAAAUCAGCUGCAUUGAGGAUGGGGCUUUCCGCGCCCUGCGAGGGCUGGAGGUCCUGACCCUGAAUAACAACAAUAUCACUUCCAUUCCUGUGUCCAGCUUCAACCAUAUGCCCAAGCUGCGGACAUUCCGCCUGCACUCCAACCAUCUCUUCUGCGACUGCCACCUGGCCUGGCUUUCGCAGUGGCUGCGCCAGCGCCCCACCAUCGGGCUUUUCACCCAGUGUGCUGCUCCAGCCCAGCUCCGUGGCCUCAAUGUGGCCGAGAUCCAGAAGAACGAGUUCAGCUGCUCUGCUGCUUCCCUGGCAGGACAAACGGAUCCAGGACGUGCCCAGUUCUGCAGCUUGUCCUCUGGCUCCUGCCCAGCCAUGUGCACUUGCAGCAACGGCAUUGUGGACUGUCGGGGCAAGGGGCUGACGGCCAUCCCUGCCAACCUGCCCGAGACCAUGACAGAGAUACGCCUGGAGCUCAACGGCAUCAAGUCCAUCCCCCCAGGUGCCUUCUCCCCCUACAAGAAACUGCGGAGGAUAGACCUGAGCAACAACCAGAUCUCCGAGAUUGCCCCCGAUGCCUUCCAGGGGCUGCGCUCACUGAACUCCCUGGUGCUGUAUGGCAACAAGAUCACAGACCUUCCCAGGGGUGUCUUCGGGGGACUUUUUGCCCUGCAGCUGCUGCUCCUCAAUGCCAAUAAGAUCAACUGUGUGCGGGCAGAUGCCUUCCAGGACCUGCAGAACCUCUCGUUGCUCUCGCUGUAUGACAAUAAGAUCCAGAGCCUGGCCAAGGGCACCUUCACCUCUCUGCGGGCCAUCCAGACCCUGCACCUGGCCCAGAACCCCUUCGUCUGUGACUGCAACCUGAAGUGGCUGGCAGACUUCCUCCGUGCCAACCCCGUUGAGACCAGCGGCGCUCGCUGUGCCAGCCCCCGGCGCCUGGCCAACAAGCGCAUCGGCCAGAUCAAAAGCAAGAAGUUUCGCUGCUCGGCCAAAGAGCAGUAUUUCAUCCCAGGGACAGAGGAUUACCAACUGAACAGUGAAUGCAACAGUGACGUGAUCUGCCCCCCAAAGUGCCGCUGUGAAUCCAGUGUAGUUGACUGCUCCAAUCUGAAGCUCACCAAGAUCCCAGAACGCAUCCCGCAGUCCACUGCUGAGCUGCGUCUGAACAACAAUGAAAUCUCCAUCCUGGAGGCCACUGGCAUCUUCAAGAAACUCCCACAUCUGAAGAAAAUAAAUCUCAGCAACAACAAGGUGUCAGAGAUUGAGGAUGGGGCGUUCGAAGGGGCGUCCUCUGUCAGUGAGCUGCACCUCACCGUCAACCAACUGGAGUCUGUGCGGAGUGGCAUGUUCAGGGGCCUGGACGGGCUGAGGACCCUGAUGCUGAGGAACAACCGCAUCAGCUGCGUCCACAACGACAGCUUCACAGGGCUGCGCAAUGUCCGCCUGCUCUCCCUGUAUGACAACCAGAUCAGCACCAUUGCACCGGGAGCCUUCGACACGCUGCAGUCCCUCUCCACGCUGAACCUGCUCGCCAACCCCUUCAACUGCAACUGCCAGCUGGCCUGGCUGGGGGACUGGCUGCGCAAGAGGAAGAUUGUGACAGGGAACCCACGGUGCCAAAAUCCUGACUUCCUCCGGCAGAUUCCACUCCAGGACGUGGCUUUCCCUGACUUCAGGUGUGAGGAAGGUCAGGAGGAGACCAGCUGCGUCCCCCGGCCCCAGUGCCCGCAGGAGUGCACCUGCCUCGACACCGUUGUCCGCUGCAGCAACAAGCAUCUCAAGGCCCUGCCCAAGGGGAUCCCCAAGAAUGUCACAGAGCUCUACCUGGAUGGAAAUCAGUUCACUCAGGUCCCGGGGCAGCUCUCCACCUUCAAGUACCUGCAGCUUGUUGAUCUGAGCAACAACAAGAUCAGCUCCCUGAGCAACUCCUCCUUCACCAACAUGAGCCAGCUCACUACGCUGAUACUCAGCUACAACUCCCUGCAGUGCAUCCCUCCACUGGCCUUCGAGGGCCUCCGCUCCCUCCGGCUGCUGUCUCUCCAUGGCAAUGACAUAUCCAGCCUCCCCGAGGGUAUCUUCGCAGACGUCACUUCCCUGUCCCACCUAGCCAUUGGGGCCAACCCCCUGUACUGCAGCUGCAACCUGCGUUGGCUCUCCAGCUGGGUCAAGACAGGGUACAAGGAACCAGGCAUCGCCCGCUGUGCUGGGCCCCCUGACAUGGAGGGCAAGCUGCUGCUCACCACACCUGCCAAGAAGUUCGAGUGCCAAGGCCCACCUGCCCUGAGCGUCCAGGCCAAGUGCAACCCCUGCCUCUCCAGCCCCUGCCAGAACCAGGGCACCUGCCACAACGACCCCCUUGGCUCCUACCGCUGUGCCUGCCCCAGCGGCUACAAGGGCAAGGACUGCGAGGUGGCACUCAGUGGCUGCUCCUCCAACCCCUGUGCCAAUGGGGGGACCUGCCAGCCCCAGGAGGGAGAAGAAGACGGGUUCAGGUGCCUGUGUCCGGUGGGCUUCGAGGGCCCAAGCUGCCACGCCGUCAGUGACCCCUGCAAGGAGCACAGCUGCAAGAAUGGGGGCUCCUGCAUGCCUGGUGCCACCAACUACACCUGCCUGUGCCCUGACCACUACACAGGGGAUUUCUGUGAGCAGCUGCCGGAUUUCUGCUCAGCUGAGCUCAGCCCGUGCCAGCACGGCUCCACCUGCAUCUCCACCAGCCAGGGGCCCAGGUGUGAGUGUGCGCCCGGCUAUGUGGGGAGCAACUGCAGCGAGGACUUCAAUGACUGCCAGGACCACCGGUGCCAGAACAACGCCCGCUGCCUGGACGAGGUGAACGGCUACUCCUGCCUCUGCACUGAGGGCUACAGCGGCCAGCUCUGCGAGAUGCCACCCCGCACCAUUGGCCAGCUGGGUCUCUGCGAGCGAGCCGAGUGCCAGAACGGGGCUGCUUGUGUGGAGCGGGGUGCCCGUGCCCUCUGCCAGUGCCUGCCUGGCUUUGGUGGCCCCAAGUGUGAGAAGCUGCUGAGUGUCAACUUCGUGGACCGUGACACGUACCUGCAGUUCACCGACUUGCAGGACUGGCCCCGGGCCAACAUCACCCUGCAGGUCUCCACGGCUGAAGACAAUGGCAUCCUGCUGUACAAUGGCGACAAUGACCAUAUGGCUGUGGAGCUGUACCAGGGCCAUGUCAGGGUCAGCUAUGAUCCUGGCACUCACCCCAGCUCAGCCAUCUACAGUGCCGAGACCAUCAAUGACGGGCAGUUCCACACUGUGGAGCUCGUGACCUUCGAUCAGAUGGUGAACCUCUCCAUCGACGGUGGUAGCCCAAUGACCAUGGACAACUCGGGAAAGCACUACACGCUGAACAGCGAGACCCCUCUCUAUGUUGGAGGGAUGCCUGUGGACGUCAACUCGGCUGCGUUUCGCCUCUGGCAGCUCCUCAACGGCACCAGUUUCCAUGGGUGCAUCCGCAACCUCUACAUCAACAAUGAGCUGCAGGACUUCACCAAAACACGGAUGACGCCAGGAGUGGUGCCAGGCUGCGAGCCCUGCCGCAAGCUCUACUGCCUGCAUGGCAUCUGCCAGCCCACCGGUGCCCAGGGCCCCGUCUGCCACUGUGAGCCUGGCUGGGAUGGACCCCACUGCGACCAGCCCCGUGGCGGCCCCUGCCAGGGGCACAAGUGUGUGCAUGGCCUGUGCCUGCCCCUCGACGCCCUCUCCUACAGCUGCCAGUGCCACGAGGGUUUCCAGGGUGCCCUCUGCAACCAGCCCGCCGAGCCACCUGACCCCUGCCGCCACUGGCCCUGCGUCCACGGUCACUGCCGCCUCAGUCCAGGGGGGCAGCCCACCUGUGAGUGCCACGGCGGCUACGACGGAGCCCUUUGCGACCAAGAGCUGGAGUGCCGCGGGGAGCCCAUACGGGACUACCAUCAGGUGCAGCGGGGCUACGCCAUCUGCCAGACGACGCGGCCAGUGUCCUGGGUGGAGUGCCGAGGGGCCUGCGGCAGCCCGGGCACCGGCUGCUGCACUGGGCUUCGGCUCCGACGCAGGAAAUACGCCUUCGAGUGCAGCAACGGCGCAACCUUUGUGGAGGAGGUGGAGAAGCCCAGCAAGUGCGGCUGCAGCCAGUGCCUGUGAGCAGCCACCGGCCCUGGAGAGCCGGGGGGCUGGUGGGGAGCUACCCCCAGAGCCAAGGACUUCGCUUUACCCCGUGGUCCCGGUGCUGCUGUCUGGGUGUUCCAAACCGCCGCUGCAGCAGAAGAGCCCAGCGGCGGGUAGAGCUGUUGCAUC